Molecule: messenger RNA, 1392 nt
Organism: Dendronephthya gigantea
Lineage: Eukaryota; Metazoa; Cnidaria; Anthozoa; Malacalcyonacea; Nephtheidae
Exons: 1
Coding region: 1-1392 (463 amino acids)
Molecular function (GO): catalytic activity
Source: RefSeq, a predicted model, not a curated record
AUGGAAAGUAAUUUAAAUCGUUUUCAAAACCUUGUUUACUCCGAAGGUUUUGGUAUUGUCUGUGUUAAUGAAACUUGGCUCUCAGGACAUAUCUACAACUCUGAAAUUCUACACUCGGGUUAUUCUAUUAUCAGAAAAGAUCGUAAAACGCGAGGUGGUAGAGUUUUGCUGGGAAUCAAGACCGCAAUGUUUAACUCUGUGCGUGAAAUCAAACACAAUCAUGACCUCGAAAUUGCUAUGGCUGAAGUAACAACUGCGAAAGACAUAAAAAUGCUUAUUUGCUCAUGUUACCGUCCACCAGAUGCUGACCAAACUUGGAUCGAUAAAUUUGAAACUUUUCUUCAUGAUGUUUGCACACGUCAUUCAAAAAUUGUAAUUGCAGGUGAUUUCAAUUUCGCGCGCGCAGGCUGGAACUCGCGAGAUAAUUACACUGACGUUAAUGAGAAUCCAUUUACGAAAUUAUUAAACGACUUUUUCUUGGAACAAAUGAAUAGAUCUCCUACCAUAGGCGAAAACAUUCUCGAUCUUGUUAUUACCACUGAUCCCGACCGUGUGAAGAUAAUCGAAGUCUUGAAACCAAGUGAUUCAGACACUUCCACCGACCACAAUGCUAUCAUUUUCGAUCUCUUCCUCUCAUACAAUCCUUUCCCUAAGUUAAAACGAACGGUGUUUGAUUACCGACGCAGUGACUUCGAUGGUCUUCGAAGGCAUCUUCAAACCCUCGAUCUCAGUCAACACAUAUCAGAGAAUGGCGAAAUCAACCAGGAUUGGAUAUCGUGGAAAAAUGCGUUUUUGGAAGCGGUAUCGAAAUUUGUGCCAACAAAAACACUCCGAGAUCGAAACCAUCUCCCUUGGAUGAACAGCACGAUACUUCAUUACAUCAAAAAGAAAAACUCCAUUAGAAUAAGGAUUAAAAGAUCCUGCCAUCCAAGUGAUCACCUCAAAAAAAGGUUUCGAGAGGUCCGCACGACAAUCAAAAGAAUGUUGCGUGAUGGUCGCUUGGACUAUAUCAACUCCAUAUGUUCUUCUCGAGAGUACAAUCCAAAACGUUUCUGGUCGUUUUUCAAGAUUAAGUCGAAAGUUUCCAAUAUUCCAUUAAAAGUCUCGGUCAAAACUAGCGAAAAUCAAAGAAUGUAUUUCGAUAAUAACGCUGAGAUUGCAAACACUUUUAACGAAUACUUCGCAUCGAUCUUCACUAGCGACACCGCCAACGACUUCAAUCCAGAACAGCAUCCGGAACCGGACAAUAUUCUCGAAGACAUUACUCUGACUAACGACGAGGUGUCAACGGUGUUAAAGGACAUUGGCAACGAAAAUUUUUAUUGCCCAUUUCUAUUAUAUGUACCUAUGGAAUACUUAAUUCCCCAUUUUCGCCUUACCAUCAGGUUUUGA